Molecule: messenger RNA, 1374 nt
Organism: Dendroctonus ponderosae (mountain pine beetle)
Lineage: Eukaryota; Metazoa; Arthropoda; Insecta; Coleoptera; Curculionidae
Gene: Uba5
Product: ubiquitin-like modifier-activating enzyme 5
Exons: 5
Coding region: 143-1315 (390 amino acids)
Biological process (GO): protein ufmylation
Cellular component (GO): cytoplasm; cytosol
Molecular function (GO): UFM1 activating enzyme activity
Source: RefSeq, a predicted model, not a curated record
UCUAGUUCAAUAUAACUCCAAAGAUGUGGAGAAAAGGCUUUAACCUGAAUGUUGCAAUGUUUUGACGUUUCGUGUAAAACAGCAGACAGUUAUUGUUUGUGUGUUUCUCAGCAAGAAGGCAAACAUAUGUUAUUCAUUUAAAAUGAGUUCUUUGGAAGAUUUAAAGCAAAGAGUGGCCGAACUGGAAAGCGAGCUAGCAAGUAUUAAGAAAAAAAAUGUUGGAGCCAGAGAAAAAAUUACCAAUAUGUCUUCAGAAGUUGUAGAUAGUAAUCCGUACAGUCGACUGAUGGCUCUUAAAAGGAUGGGAAUCGUCAAUAACUAUGAAAAGAUCAGAGAUUAUACGGUAGCUGUUGUGGGAGUCGGAGGAGUUGGUAGUGUAACUGCAGAAAUGUUAACUCGAUGUGGCAUUGGACGUUUAAUUCUAUUCGAUUACGAUAAAGUAGAACUUGCUAAUAUGAAUAGAUUAUUCUUUCAACCACACCAAUCUGGUAUGAGCAAAGUUGAAGCUGCAGCUGAAACUUUAAAAAACAUUAAUCCCGAUGUUGACAUUAUUACUUACAAUUACAACAUAACUAUCGUCGAAAACUUUGAUGAUUUCACGAAUACGUUGACAACGAGUAGUUUAACAAAAGGACCAGUAGACUUGGUGCUAAGCUGUGUUGAUAAUUUCGAAGCGAGGUUUGCCAUAAACACUGCAUGUAACGAGUUUGACCUAACAUGGUUCGAAUCAGGGGUAGCGGAAAAUGCGGUUUCAGGCCAUAUUCAGUUUAUAUGCCCUGGAGACACUGCAUGUUUUGCUUGUGCUCCACCACUCAUUGUUGCAUCAAACAUUGAUGAAAAAACACUUAAACGUGAUGGGGUGUGUGCCGCUAGUCUUCCAACUACAAUGGGAAUCGUAGCUGGAUUUUUAGUUCAAAAUACAUUGAAAUAUUUGCUUCAGUUUGGACAAGUAAGCAAUUAUCUAGGCUAUAAUGCUUUAAAUGACUUCUUCCCUAUGAUGAGUCUGCGACCAAAUCCUCAUUGUGAAGAUAUAAAUUGUCAGAAGAGACAAGCUGAAUUUGCGGCAAAACCAAGACCAGAACAAGCACAAGAGGCACUAGAAGAUGAAGGACCUAUACAUGAUUCAAAUGAAUGGGGCAUUUCGUUGGUUGAAGAAAGCAAAGAAGAAAAGGAGAGUGUAUCAGUGGCUGAAGGGCUAACUCUUGCUUAUACUUUGCCUGGUGUUCCUGAUAAUACACCAUUAGAGCAUGCUCAAGAGGCAACAAGCAAUGACGUGAGUUUAGAUGAUCUAAUGGCUCAAAUGAAAGCCAUGUAAUCUAGCCUAAACUCAAGAUAUUUUAUUAUAUUUCUGAUCGAAUAUAAGUAUUGAAAUUA